Messenger RNA from Tachysurus vachellii, 890 nucleotides. RefSeq names its product BAF nuclear assembly factor 1 (gene banf1). Gene Ontology annotation, molecular function: DNA binding. Lineage: Eukaryota; Metazoa; Chordata; Actinopteri; Siluriformes; Bagridae. The record is from RefSeq and is a predicted model, not a curated record. Bases 181 to 453 code for a protein of 90 amino acids. The transcript is spliced from 3 exons.
AGGAACCGGAAGUAGAGUUGUUAAAGGCGGGCUCAGGAAGUUGAGUUUUGAACGGUUGCUGGCUAGCUAGCUACAGUUUGCAUUUGUAUUGUAUUUUACAGUGACUGUGAACUACAGCAGCUAGAACUUUCUCUGGCUAGUGUCAUCUAUUGACUAAGGGGGAACACACCUACUACAGCAAUGUCGUCAACAUCACAGAAACACAAGGAGUUUGUGGCUGAGCCUAUGGGUGAGAAGCCAGUGAUGGCACUCGCUGGAAUUGGAGAGGUGCUUGGAAAGAGACUGGAAGAAAAAGGCUUUGAUAAAGCGUAUGUUGUUCUCGGCCAGUUCCUGGUGCUGAAGAAGGAUGAAGAGCUGUUUCGCGAGUGGAUAAAGGAUACCUGUGGGGCAAACUCCAAACAGCAAGGCGACUGUUAUAGCUGCCUCAGAGAAUGGUGUGACUCCUUCCUGUAAUUAGGUUGUUUUGUUGUUGCUUAUCAUUUUUUGGUUAUUUUUUUAAAACUGGGUUUCCCUUUACAAAUGGAUGCAUCAAUAGUGAACAGAACACCUAUUAGCAGUACGCUGCAAGUAGGAUUUUAACACAUUCACAAGGAUUUAUUGCCUUAUGUGUUUUAAUGUACAUGAACAACACAAUUUUUUAUUAUUUUUUUUUUUUUGGCAACAUUUUAUGGUUUUAUAAAAUUCUAAGCACCAAAAGUGAAUCUGUGUGUCAAAUGCUAAUGGCCUACAUGUAGCACCUUCCUGGUCAUUUACUUUAUGGAGCAGACGGCAUCAUUUUACAACCCCAUACUGACUUGAUGUUGCAAGUUUUACAAUGUUCUAAUUAAAAAUGCUACAGCUCUAGUUGUUAUUAACAUGCUGGUUGUUUUAAUAAAUGAACAACUGUUAUA